Messenger RNA from Clonostachys rhizophaga, 930 nucleotides. NCBI's taxonomy places the organism in Eukaryota, Fungi, Ascomycota, Sordariomycetes, Hypocreales, Bionectriaceae. The record is from the annotation of a GenBank genome assembly.
AUGGCUAUAACUCAACGCCUAUCUCCUGCUCAUAGCAAAGGAGUGGGGCUCAAUAAGCCCCUCACUCAAGCGCAGCCUAAGACAAAACCCAAUCUCUUGCUAGCAAGCGAUAUACCCUCAUGGUACGCCACUAACGCCUUUCUCCGGACUGGCUACCGGCCUGUGAACGGAUCUGUCAAGCUGUGUUUUGAAAGCUUGCGACAUAUUCAUAACGAGACCGUCAACAUUUACUCCCACUUAAUACCAGCGGCCAUCGCCAUCGCCUGCAAUUGCUUCCUCCACCUGUAUUUCCACAGCCGCUUCCCAGAUGCACGUCUAGCGGACAGACUAGCUGUACACAUCUACUUAACUACCUCGAUCUUUUGUUUCGGUGUCUCGUCCAUCUAUCACACCGUGACCUGCCACUCAAAAGAUCUUUCAGGUCUCUGGAACCGCUGGGAUUAUGCAGGCAUCAUUGUUCAGACAACAGGCUCGUUCGUUUCGGGGGUCUACAUGACAUUCUACUGCGAGCCAACCCUAAGAAAGCUGUAUUGGACUAUGACUGGGGUGCUUGGGUUUUGCUCGACAACUAUUGUCGUGAAUCCCCGCUUUCAGGGCAAUCGAUGGAGACCACUUAGGAUCGCGACAUUUGUUGCCAUGGGUCUCUCAGGCCUGUUGCCUGUCAUUCACGCGACCUAUAUUUAUCCGUUUUCUCAACUUAACCAACAAGCCGGGGUUGGGUAUUAUCUUGUCGAAGGCCUUACACUUAUUCUUGGCACAGUCUUCUACGCGACCCACUUCCCCGAAUCCUGGGUGCCCGAGAAGUUUGAUAUUUGGGGAGCCUCUCAUCAGAUUUUUCACCUGCUAGUUGUUCUUAGUGCUGUAAUUCAUACGUGGAGUCUUCUCAGUGUAGAUGGGUGGAUUUAUAAAAAUCCCCCUUGCCUAGGCUGA